CCUCCCUCCCUGCCUCCCUCCCUCCCUCUCCGGCUCUUUGCCUCCCUCACUCUCUUUCUUCUCUGUUGCUGUAUGACAGGCGACAGCAGCGGGCUCGGAUCGGCUGCUUUUGACCGGGAGUUAUCCCCCUCCUCUCCCUCUCGGGUGAUCCCUGCUCUGGUGCGCUCCUGGAACGCGGAGGUACUGGGGAUGGAUCUCGUCAUGGGGUCAGCAUCAGCAUCAGCACCAGCUCCAGCGGCGCCAGCAGCGCAGCCACACUUUACUUUGUCCACCACCGCGCUGGAUCACGAAGAGAGCGCACUAAAGUAGAAACUCACCAAUAAAACAAAAACUGCAGGCUCUCGCGGUCCAUUUCCCACGAAUCGGGAACUUCCCCCCCACCCCCACCCUUAGAAAUACACGCCGUUUAUCCGGUUAGGUUGUGGAAUGGAGAUCCCAACUUUCCUGCUGUCGAGUCUUUUGGUGCUCUUCGUCGGAGGGGGGAUUUUCACCAGGGCCAUGCUGAGUGACAUUGGGGACUAUGUAGGUUCAGACAUUCAAAUAUCCUGGUUACCUAAUCUGGAUGAAUUAAUGAAGGGCUAUGCCAGAAAUUUCCGCCCUGGGAUAGGAGGUCCACCGGUGAAUGUGGCCAUGGCUAUCGAGGUGGCCAGCAUUGACCACAUCUCUGAAGCCAACAUGGAAUACACCAUGACCGUCUUCUUGCGGCAGAGCUGGCACGAUGACCGUCUGUCUUACAAUCACACCAACAAGACUCUGGGGCUGGAUAGCCGGUUUGUGGACAAGCUGUGGCUUCCUGACACCUUCAUCGUCAAUGCCAAAUCUGCUUGGUUUCACGAUGUGACUGUGGAGAACAAACUCAUCCGCCUGCAGCCUAAUGGAGUCAUUCUGUACAGCAGCCGAAUCACUUCGACGGUGGCGUGUGACAUGGACCUGACCAAGUACCCCAUGGAUGAACAGGAGUGUAUGCUGGACCUGGAAAGCUAUGGUUACUCCUCAGAGGACAUUGUGUAUCACUGGUCGGACAGUCAGAGACACAUCCACGGACUUGACAAAUUAGAGCUCUCCCAGUUCACGAUCACGGACUACCGCUUUGUCACAGAGAUGAUGAACUUCAAAUCAGCGGGACGGUUUCCAAGACUCAGUCUUCGCUUCGAGCUGAGACGAAAUAGAGGCGUCUACAUCAUCCAGUCCUACAUGCCCUCCAUAUUACUGGUUGCCAUGUCGUGGGUGUCCUUUUGGAUCAGCCAAUCAGCAGUCCCCGCUCGUGUUACGUUAGGGAUCACUACUGUUCUCACCAUGACCACUCUGAUGGUGAGCGCCCGCUCCUCCCUGCCACGGGCGUCGGCCAUCAAAGCCCUGGAUGUCUACUUCUGGAUCUGCUAUGUGUUUGUGUUCGCAGCCCUCAUCGAGUAUGCCUUUGCUCACUACAACGCUGACUACCGACUCAAAGAGAAGGCCAAGGUGAAGGCCAACAAGCUCGGCUCUGAGUCCAUUGUUAAGAACGGCAAACAGGCCAUGGUUCUGUUUUCCCUGUCCGUCACCGGCAUGAAUCAGGGCGUGGUUAUUUCUAACCGCCACGGUCGGGCGCAGCACCCCGGCAGCGAGAUCCCGGGCGAGGGCGCCUCAGAGGAACCCGAGCCCAGGAGGAGGAGAUCCAGGCCGGCCGAGGAGAGCCAGGAGGAGAAGAAGUGCUGUUCCAAGUGCGUCUGCAAGCCCAUCGACGCGGACACCAUCGACAUCUACGCCAGAGCCGUGUUCCCCUUCACCUUCGCCGUGGUGAAUGUGAUCUACUGGGUGGCCUACACCAUGUGAAGAGGAGGCAGAGCCGUACAGAAGACACUGCUGGAGUCGUAUCACUUUAACGCUGGCAGACUGACGCAGCCGAGCGAUACUGCAGGCUUCAGCAAGAAUCCACUUCAGAAAAAUGAAGUAUAUAACAGCCUGUGAAUAUGGAAAUAUGGUCAUUCAUGGAAAUAGUGAUGAGUUUAACAAGUGUAAAGAGGACUUCAGUAUAUUUAACAACAGAUAGAGCUAUAUAAAGGCGAAGGACUGUGGUGCCUGCAGAGGUUCACACUGAAUACUGUUUAAAAAACACAUAAUUUUACGCAAAAUUCUACUAAAUUAAGACAAAUAAUCAUAGUUAGCCAAACUCUCCUCUGUGAGCCGCCCGUCCUCUCAAGAGGCGAUUCACCUC
Menidia menidia (Atlantic silverside) is the source of this 2194-nucleotide messenger RNA. The record is from the annotation of a GenBank genome assembly. NCBI's taxonomy places the organism in Eukaryota, Metazoa, Chordata, Actinopteri, Atheriniformes, Atherinopsidae.